CAGGACCAAGCCAGAACUCAAUCAGAGCCACGUCAGAACUCAACCAACCAAGCCAGAACUCAACCAGGACCAAGCCAGAACUCAACCAGCACCACGCCAGAACUCAACCAGGACCAAGCCAGAACUCAACCAGCACCACGCCAGAACUCAACCAGGACCAAGCCAGAACUCAACCAGAGCCAAGCCAGAACUCAACCAGCACCACGCCAGAACUCAACCAGGACCAAGCCAGAACUCAACCAGGACCAGACGACUCCAGACAUUUGAAGAUGAGGAUGGCGCCCCCUGCAGGAGUCGCGGUGCUGAUGCUGCUGGUUUUGACCCGUUUCCACGGCGACGCUUGGCCUCAUCUCCGUAAAGACAGAUGCUCCCCCCCAGGAGAGACGCUCGUCGAGACGCUGAGUCUCCUCCGCAACGUGGGGUCGGCGUUUCCCUCCGAGUGUCACUCGGCCAAUGUGACCCUCCCCCGAAACAUCUCAGCCAAUCACGUCCAGUGCUCGCCUGCGCUACGAUUGGUCCACGAGUUGCUGCGGGGGGUGGGGCUUGUGUUUGACGAGCAGGAGCCAAGUUUGGGCAUGGGCGGAGUCUUGUGGGACGAGAGGAAGUUGGACGAUUUCCAGAAUCUUCUCUACCAAGUCCUGGACCACCCCUGUUUCUUGCAGAUGAACUCAGACUCGUCCGGGAUCUUGGAUCAAUACUUCAGUGACAUCACAACUCUGAUCCAGAGACAGGACGUGUGUGGUUGGUACGUUCUCCGCAGAGAUCUGCUCUGGACCCUCAGAACCUCCCUGAGAAAACAUCACGUCUGCUACAGUUGGAGCCACCUCUAGAUCUGGACCCAGACCCUGACCCAGACCCGGACCCAGACCCGGACCCAGACCCGGACCCAGACCUGAACUGGGACCAGGACCGGGACUCGUUGGAAACUGGAGCACAACCAAAGUUUUACUGAAUAUUUAUUUUAUAUUUAUUUAUAGAA
Molecule: messenger RNA, 979 nt
Organism: Boleophthalmus pectinirostris (great blue-spotted mudskipper)
Lineage: Eukaryota; Metazoa; Chordata; Actinopteri; Gobiiformes; Gobiidae
Gene: ifnphi2
Product: interferon phi 2
Exons: 6
Coding region: 270-830 (186 amino acids)
Biological process (GO): defense response
Cellular component (GO): extracellular region
Molecular function (GO): cytokine receptor binding
Source: RefSeq, a predicted model, not a curated record